UUAAACGGUUGGAUAAUACGAAGCAUACAUGCUAAUGGAGCCUCCUUCUUUUUUAUUUGUAUGUAUAUACAUGUAGGACGAGGAAUUUACUAUAAUUCUUAUCAACUAACUAACACUUGGGUAGUAGGGGUAAUAAUACUAUUACUAACUAUAGCAACAGCCUUCUUAGGUUAUGCUUUACCCUGAGGACAAAUAUCUUUAUGGGAAGCAACAGUAAUCACAAAUCUGCUUUCUGUUAUCCCAUACGUAGGUAAAAAUAUUAUCUUAUGAUUAUGAGGAGGAUUUUCUAUUGAAAAUGCUACAUUAACACGAUUUUUCGCUAUCCACUUCCUUAUACCAUUUAUAAUUGCAGCUUUAGUGAUAAUUCACCUAUUAUAUCUACACCUAAUAAUCUCUAAUAAUCCAUUAGGGGUAAACAGUAACACUGAUAAAAUUCCAUUCCACCCAUACUUUUCUGUUAAAGAUUUAAUAAGAUGCAUAAUAAUAUUAUUAUUUUUUAUAUUAAUAAAUACUAUAGAACCACAACUUCUAGGAGACCCUGAAAACAUCCCUGCAAACCCAUUAGUAACUCCUAUCCACAUUCAACCAGAAUGAUACUUUUUAUUUGCAUACGCAAUUUUGCGAUCUAUCCCGAAUAAAAUGGGGGGUGUAAUCGCUAUAUUAGCAGCGAUUAGUAUAUUAAUAAUUUUACCUUUGUUAAAUAAAUCAAAUCUUCCUAAUUCCAAAUAUUACCCCUUAAGAAAAAUAUUAUUUUGAAUUUUUUGUUUUACUUGAUUAUUAUUGACAUGAAUUGGCGCCAAACCAGCUGAAGAACCAUAUAUUUUUACAGGUCAAGCUUUAUCGAUCAUAUAUUUUAUAUAUUUUAUUUUGUCCCCCUUAAGAUCAAAAUUUUGAGAUAAAAUAACUCAA
This is a messenger RNA of Cimex lectularius (bed bug), 909 nucleotides long. RefSeq names its product cytochrome b-like. Gene Ontology annotation, cellular component: membrane. Gene Ontology annotation, molecular function: electron transfer activity. The record is from RefSeq and is a predicted model, not a curated record. The transcript has a single exon. The annotation marks the transcript as partial. NCBI's taxonomy places the organism in Eukaryota, Metazoa, Arthropoda, Insecta, Hemiptera, Cimicidae. Gene Ontology annotation, biological process: mitochondrial electron transport, ubiquinol to cytochrome c.